Cucurbita moschata (crookneck pumpkin) is the source of this 1818-nucleotide messenger RNA. Its product is annotated as RRP15-like protein. Gene Ontology annotation, biological process: maturation of LSU-rRNA; maturation of 5.8S rRNA. NCBI's taxonomy places the organism in Eukaryota, Viridiplantae, Streptophyta, Magnoliopsida, Cucurbitales, Cucurbitaceae. Gene Ontology annotation, cellular component: preribosome, large subunit precursor. The record is from RefSeq and is a predicted model, not a curated record.
UUUAUUUUUAUAUGUUGCUACGUUGGGCUAUGUUGGUAUGUUCUCUUCACCGACGGAGAAGAAAACUAAGAACGAAUAUGUUGCAAAUUAGAGGAAGAUAAAAAUAGAUUGAAUCCGAAGGAACAUAAAAACAUAUCAUUCUUAUCCGAAUCAUUAGAUAAAAAGGAUAAAAUGUGUAAGAACAUGAACAUAGCAAAGGAGAAACUCACAUAUAGUUUGGGUUUCUAAAAAAAAUGAUUGAAAUUAUUGUUAUCAAUAAAAAAAACCAGUAAUGGACAAACAAAAUAGAAAGUUAACAUUGAGUUUGAGUGUGAUUGAAUGUCAUUGAGUCUUCUUGAGUAUACAAGAAACUAUAGAUGCAUAUGAACUGGCAUAGGGUAGCUUUUGUUGCUCAAUUCAUGUAAUUUUUUUUCUUAAACCGUUGAUUUCAUUUUUUUUGGAAUCCAAGUACACUGAUUUUAAAAUCCAUCAAAAUUCAGGGGUUCUAAACAGGGGUUAAGAUUGUUGAAACAUUUGUUUGGGAUAAGCUGUGCAUUUGAAUCAGUAUCAUGGUUGACGACUGGAAUGCAGUAGAAUUGGUGAGAGGUGCGAAGAGAAGGAAAAAGAUGGGUUCCAGGAACAAGAAAAGACCGAGGAUGAUGGGUGGAAGUGGGAACAAAGUUAAGGUUCAUAGGAAGAUGAAGAAACUCUUCCAAAAGCGAGCUGAGUAUAAUUUAGAUGAUAACGAUGAUGACGAGAAAGCUCCGGUGAUUGGAGACGAAACCAAAACUUCAAUGCUCAGUCAUGAGGAGGUUGGAGAUGAAGAGUUUUCUGAGGGUGAAGAGGAAGGGAAGGAUAUCAAUGCAGAUCUCGAGCCAUCCGAAGACGAUGAAAAUGGUGAUAUUCAACCAGGUAUAGCUAAGUUUACAGAAGGUUGUAGAGCAUUCCGGGCUGCAUUAAGGAGUAUCCUCAAGAAGAGCAUAUCUGAUGAAACUUUGGGUCCUAUAUUAUCAGCAAACAAGAAGCUUGUUGCUGAAAAGCUUGCAGAAGAGGAAGCUGAGAGGAAAGUUAAAGGAGAGGCCAAGAAAGAGAAACAAACGGUGGGAGAAAAAGGCCAUGUGAAACCUGCUACUUACUUGGAUUCUAAUGAAAAGUUUCUUAUUGGCGUUGCUACUAAAGGAGUUGUCAAGUUGUUUAACGCUGUCAAUAAGGCACAACAUGCUCAGAAAGGUUUGAAUCCUUCGAGAGCUAAAGAUGUUGAAGCAAUAAAUAAACGCAGGAAAGAAGCUUUCUUUUCUGUGUUGGGCAAGACAAUUUUGUCAGCAACAAACAGUAAUGCAAAGUUAGACACAUCAGGUGGUGCAGUGGACGCCGAAGGACCCGCUUGGGCUCCAUUGCGUGAUAAUUAUAUGCUGACCAAUUCCAAGUUAAAAGAUUGGGAUAAGAUGCCAUGGGAGGAUGUUAGAAGACAGUAGCUCAGAUGAGGAUUGAUAGAUGUUGACACAGCUCGGUUCUAUUUUGGUUUGUUAGUUUCAAACUGCAAAGGAGUACCUCAAUCCAUUCCCCUCAUAUGAUGUUGGUGGUACGUCAAUAUGUUGUCGAUUCAUCUGUGCAUAUAUCGUCGAUAUUGUAGGAUUUUCGAGCAAAUUGCUUGAAAGAUGAACAUAUUGGUCUUGAUUUGUAUGUUUUGCACAAAUAGUCAAAACUCGAAAGAAAUUUGUUCUAAACCUUCAACACAUUGUGUUUGUAAAGUGACUAUGAUCAUACGAGAGGUUGUUAGGUGUUUGAUUCAUUCGAGCGGUUGAUUUCAAACGAAUGCAAGAGAUUUAGGAUACGUUA